AUGCACCAUGAGGAGGUAUCACCAUGCUGCUGCCCUGGGCAGCCCACGACCGGCCAGUUCACCAAGUUCCAACGUCUACCCCCUGAAAUCCGCAACAUGAUCUGGGAAUCCGCCAUGCCCGAACCAAGGGUAUACGAAGUGCUAGACGCGCCCAACGCCAAACAAAAAAAACCCGCCCAAGAAGGCCUCAUGUUUGCCAACAUCCACCCGGAACCUCCCCCAGCACUCGCAGCCGUGUGUCGAGAAAGCCGGUCGUUUGUCCUCCACCACUACAAGCCCCUGACGCUAGGCAGGACAACCAAAUUUGUCGACGUCUCGCGGGAUAUUUUACUGUUGGAGCCGUACCUUUUGGUCAAACGGCUUCACCGGACGUUGCAUUUCAUAAGCCAGAUCCCGCUGGUGCGCGACCAUGCUACGAGGUUGGCGCUGGGGACGUCGUACGGCAUAUACCCGGGUAUCUUCCACCCGGUGCUGGGGCGGAAGGUGUCGAAGAAUAAUAUGGGGAAACUGUUGGCGAGUUUGGCCAAGUUUGCGCGGUUGAAGACGCUUAUUUUUGUGGUGCAUCAGGAGUUUCAGUUUGAGUUUGACUUUCGGUUUCCGGGGACGUUGACGCCGAUGCCGCCGGUCUCAAGCUACGGCCUGCCGUCGACGGUAUUGUCGCCGUCUUACUCGGCCGGGGUCGGCGGACUCACGCCGGCAGGCUACCCAUCACCACCCGGCACGGCCAAACCAUCUCUCGACCCUUACUCCGGAAACUCAUUUCCCACGGCUUCAGCACCAGCACCAUCUCCAACCGGCCUCCCCACCCCAGCAAAUAGCACAACAGCCUCCCCCCUCCCACUCCCGGCCUUACCACUCCCUCCAAUCUCAACCCUCCCCCUUCCCUUUCCCCAACAUCAAUCUCAGGCACCCCAACCACACGGCACCCUCCAACCCCUAUUAUCACCACCACAACAACCAACCACCCCAGCAAUACCAAGCCUACAACCAACCACCUCAUCAGCAUCAAGUCCAAGUGUACAACAACGCCCCCAACAAAUCCACCAAGCUUACCGCUUCAAAUUCGACAUUGAAUCCAACAUCAACGCCCCUCCGCGUCGACCACAUACGAAUGAAUUGUUGUAUUACCCGUUAGCAGGCGGGGUGGGCAUGGGGAUGGGCAUGGGUAUGGGCGGGGAUGAGUUUGAUGCUUAUGAGGCUUAUGUUAAUGGGCCCGGGUCUGGUUCCGGGUCUGCGUCUGCGUCUGCUGCUAGCGGUAGCGGUAGCGGUAGCGGUAGCGGUAGCGGGGUUGAUGGCACUAGAAACGGUUUUGGGGAUAUAGCCGGGGGGAGAUCAGCUGGGUAUAGUGCUGGGUAUAACGUCAAUACCUUUGGUAGCGUGAGCGGGGGGGGAAUCGCAAAAUGGGACUGUCACGCCCUACACGACGACAUCAUCGACGACAACGACGAAGAAGGCGAGUGGUGCGAUCCAUGGCCGACAAACGACGACUGGAAACGGUUUCGAAGGCGGUGGGUGCGUGGGAUGAUGGCUGCUUGUGCACUUCCGCCGGCUGAGGGGAGUCGAGAAGUGGAAUAUCCCGUGGGCGAUGGGGAGAUGGCUAAUGGAGGGGGCUCGGUGGGCAGGGGGAGUGACAAGACGACGUGUGGGGUUUCGCGGGGGAAACAGACGAAAGGGAAGGGGAGGGCUGGGGAGCAGAGGUUGUAUUUGCCGAAGUGGAAAUUGAUGGGGGCGAGUUUGUUGUGGAGGUAUACGAAGGGUGUGGGGGGUGGUUAG
Molecule: messenger RNA, 1773 nt
Organism: Dichotomopilus funicola
Lineage: Eukaryota; Fungi; Ascomycota; Sordariomycetes; Sordariales; Chaetomiaceae
Exons: 1
Coding region: 1-1773 (590 amino acids)
Source: RefSeq, a predicted model, not a curated record